AUGCAUCGUUUUUCACGCUUCUUAUCCCAAUAUCGUCACCCACUCCCCACACCAUGUUACUUGACGCGAUCCCACUCAACAAACUCUAUUGCAAGUACUGUCAGCAAUGACAUGGGUCGUCUACGCGUUGAAGAAGAAAAAUACACGACCGAUCUAAGCUCACCAUUCCCUCCUCGCAUUCAACAAAGCUUAUCCAAUUUGGUUAACGAGACAGUAAACACCUUCAGCAAUGCGCACAUGAUGGUCUCUGAAACACAGGGCAAACUCUUACAUCAACUCACCCAGCUUGUCAAUGCAAGACGCGUCUUGGAAAUCGGCACCUUUACUGGUUAUUCAACGUUGGCUAUGGCGUCAGCGCUGCCAGACAACGACACAACGGCUACUGUAAUAUCACUGGAUCGCAACGAGCAAGCUCAAGCCAUUGCACAGAAGUAUGUUCAGGACGCACAACUUGAAAACAAGGUAGACUUUCGACUUGGCAAGGCAUUGGACCUACUUCAAAACUUGGUACAAGAAGCCCCAUCCAGGCAAUUUGAUCUUAUCUUCUUGGAUGCCAACAAGAGUGGAUACAUCCCCUAUUUUGAUUAUAUCAUGGAUCAUGACAUGCUGGCGGAUCGAGGUAUCAUGAUUGCAGACAAUGUUUUAUUCUUUGGCCAGGUACAUCGUGUGGCAGGGUACGGUGAAGCGUCUAUUGAAGCAUCCAAGAACAUCCUCAACACGGCAAAAAAGGCUCACAGAUUCAACCAACAUGUGUUAUCCGAUCCAAGAGUACAAGUGGUGGUGCUCCCUAUCUUUGAUGGAGUUUCUAUUAUUCGAAAGCGGUGA
Molecule: messenger RNA, 825 nt
Organism: Lichtheimia ornata
Lineage: Eukaryota; Fungi; Mucoromycota; Mucoromycetes; Mucorales; Lichtheimiaceae
Exons: 4
Coding region: 1-825 (274 amino acids)
Molecular function (GO): S-adenosylmethionine-dependent methyltransferase activity; O-methyltransferase activity
Source: RefSeq, a predicted model, not a curated record